UCUCCUCAUCGUCUCAUUCUCUUGCCAACCUUCGAACGUGCCGGAAGUGCAAACCCAACCUGCUGCCUUUAAAAUAGAACGGGACUUGAAGUGAAGAGUGGGGUAAAGAAAAAAAAAAGGAAGAACAAGAGUGAAUUGAGUGUGCCGCGUUUGGAACACGCCUCAUCCGGGACCACCAGCGAGGACACCCGUUACGUAAUCACCAUGGAGGCCGCCCCAGCAGCAGCAAAGCCGGAAGUGAACGGAAAUCCGUUGCCACAGCGCCAGCAAAAGAACCAAAAUCAGCAAAAGCAGGGUGGCGCAGCAGGAGGCGCUGGUGGUGGUGACGGUGGCAAUCAGGGCCAGCAAAAUCAGCAGCAGCAGCAGCAGGGAGGAGGAAACAAGAAUCAGAACCAGAAUAACCGCAAUAGAAACCGAGGCGGUGGCGCAAACGGUCCGAACCGUGGUGGUGGUGGUGGCCGGAACAAUUUCGGUAACCGCAACAACCAGCAAGGCGGUGGAGGACAGGAUGCCGGAAACGGCGAGGGUGGAAAUAACCAGCAGCAGCAGCAGAAUAACCAGGGAUUCCAGAACCGGAACCAGGGCGGUCCCAAGAACCGCGGUGGACCCCGGAAUCAGGGCGGCGAUGGCGAGGGUGGCGGUGGCUUCGACCGGCGUCGCGCCAACAACGAGCAAUACUUUAUCGGCGAGAAGCUGCGCCUGCUGCAGGGACCGCUGCUGGACCUGCCGGCGAUCGAGUCCACUGAGGAGGUCAAAUUCUCCGGCCGCAACCGGCUGUACAUUGGCAACCUGACGGCCGACGUGACCGAGGAGGAGCUGGUCGAACUGUUCAUGCCGUACGGCGAGAUUACCGAGAUCUUCAUGAACAAGGAGAAGCUGUACGCGUUCGUGCGCGUCGACUUCUUCUCGAACGCCGAGAAGGCCAAGCGCGAACUGGACGGGACCUCGCGCAAGAACCGAAUUCUGCGGGUUCGAUUUGCGCCCAACGCGACCGCCAUCAAGGUCAAGAACCUAACGCAGGACGUCAGCAACGAACUGCUGUACAAGGCGUUCGAGGUGUUUGGCCCGCUGGAGCGUGCCGUCGUGCAGGUCGACGAGCGCGGCAAGUCCACCGGCGAGGGUAUCGUCGAGUACAAGAACAAGCCGAGCGCGAUGGCCGCCCAGCGGUACUGUUCGGAGCGUUGCUACUUCUUGAACUCGUCGCUGCGUCCGUGCAUCGUGGAACCGUACAUGUACCAGGACAACAACGCCGACGGUCUGCCCGAAAAGUCGCUUAACAAGAAGAUUCCAGAGUUCAUGAAGCUGCGACAGCAAGGACCGCACUUUGCCGACCAGGGUUCGUUCGAGCACGAGUACGGCCAGCGCUGGAAGCAGAUGCACGAUCUGUUCAAGCAAAAGUCCGACGCGCUCAAGCGCGAGAUGGAAAUGGAGGAGGAGAAGCUGGAGGCGCAGAUGGAGUACGCCCGCUACGAGCACGAGACCGAGCAGCUGCGAGAACAGCUCCGUAUGCGCGAGCAGGACAGCGACCGCCAAAAGGCCGAGUGGGAGAUGAAGGAGCGCAUGGCGGUGGAGAACAAGCAGCGCAACGAGAUCCAGAUGAAGCACAAGGUCGAGGAGAUGCAGAACCUGAUCAAGCGCACCGACGAGGAACUGCACCGGCGCCAGCUCGAGAACAACGUGUUCAUGCAGAACCAGCAGAUGAACCUCCUGGACGGCAUGGAUGACAACCGCCAGGGCUUCGGUAACAUGCGAGGUGGUAACAACUUUGACGCCGGAAUGGAAAUUCGUGAUUAUGACCACGGUCAGAACAAUAGACAGUCACGCUUCGACGACGGCGGCAUGCAGCAGCAGCAAGGAGGUGGCGGAGUGAACCAACGUUUGGGCAAUUCAUUCAAUGCCGGUGGAAACAAUCGCAACUGGAUGAGCAACAACCGCGGAGGUGGUGGCGGCGGCGGCGGUGCCAACAAUGACGAUUUCCAGAGCAAGCGAAGACGCUUCUAAGCUUGGAAUCUCGCACAGAUACGCCACAAACUCUGUGUUUCGCACGACGUCCACGUGGCAGGGCAAGCGCGUGUUGACCUGAUUAUGUUUGAGCCGCUGUUCGCCCUCCACCUUCUAUUGGUCUCGCCGUUACGUGGUCCCACUGGAGGGAACGGAUUACGUGCUUUUUUUUUUCUUCUUGACAACAAACAUUCUGGCGGAAGCCGACAUCUCACCCACGGUACAAUGAAGUCAAUUGUAUCGAUCUACGGAGGGUCUCCCCCAGAAUCAUUGUGACCCAACUUUUGCAUACAUACAGUUUAAGGACAUUAUUUUACACGUUGUGAGAUUCAACACCCUUUUUAAAAAGACAGUUUCGUGAAAAACCAACGGUACAAAGCUAUUUUCUACGAGAGGGCGGGCUUCAUUUCGAAACGUUUGAAAAGUGGAUUCUUGGGCACCAUUUGCCGCUACACAACUGUUGCAAACACAUUUAAAAAGAGUGCGCGACCACCUGCUGGAGCAGCUGUCUGGCACGGGUCACAUUUUAGCAAGCAGCAAACACACAUCCAACACACAAAUCACCGUAACAAUUGAAUAAAAAUAAAACGUAACUUAUUAUGUCACUUGAUAUGUGAAACAAAUAGAGAUAACUGCUACGGCAGCAACAGUAAUUAUCAUAUUCUUAAACAAAAACAAAAAAUCUUUGCAGCUGAAAAGCGUCAGCAAAACACAUUAAAAAAAUCAUUGUAAAAAGCACCAUGCAAAAUGCCACUCUGUGGGCAGGAAAGUGUCAUUCGCCGCAGCGAAUAAUUUGCGUUGUAUUAACAAACAAAUCACACACAUUUUUUUCUGGCUAGUGCGCUCCACAGCAGCACAUCGACGGAAAGAAACAGUACUAUUUAUAAGGCAAACAAAAACAUUAUUUUUAAAUCUAGAUUGAACCCUGUACGUGUAAGUUUAAAGAAAAAAAAAAUACCUUGAAAAGCACUGUGUAGUAAUAAUAUAAAGCAAUAUUCAUUGCGAAUAAUAACUAA
Messenger RNA from Culex quinquefasciatus (southern house mosquito), 3017 nucleotides. RefSeq names its product hrp65 protein. The record is from RefSeq and is a predicted model, not a curated record. Lineage: Eukaryota; Metazoa; Arthropoda; Insecta; Diptera; Culicidae. Gene Ontology annotation, biological process: regulation of DNA-templated transcription. The transcript has 6 exons. Gene Ontology annotation, molecular function: RNA binding. Gene Ontology annotation, cellular component: nucleus. The coding region runs from base 205 to 2001 and encodes 598 amino acids.